AUGUCGACGUCGACAUCAACGCCGAUCGGCGCACAUACGUUGCUCGAUGCAUCACCAUCCACGCAUUCUACACCAGCCUCUUACGCCUCACCCUCCUCGCACGUCAACCCUUCAUCACACCAUUCGCAUCCUGCAGCUGUUCACCCUCCUGCGCAUCAACAACCACACACCGGAACAUCCACUCCUACCUCAACUUCCACCACCUCUAUCGAUCCUACCAACCUCUCCUCACACCCAACCUACGCCGCUCUCUUCCCAGACCCCGACUUACCCAUUGCCAACAUUUCCCGUAUCAUGAAACGUUCGCUUCCCGAAAACGCAAAGAUCGCAAAAGACGCCAAAGAAUGCGUCCAGGACUGCGUCUCCGAACUCAUCUCCUUCAUCACCUCGGAAGCCUCCGACAAAUGUUCCGCCGAAAAACGCAAAACCAUCAACGGUGACGACAUCCUCUACGCUAUGAGAGUCCUCGGUUUCGACAACUACGAGGAGAUUUUGAGGGUCUACCUCAGCAGAUACAGAAUGGAACAGGAAUCAAACCCCAGAGUCAAAAAGAGAGGAAAAGCGUCCAAGAAGGACGGACCCGACGAUGACGAUGACGAGGAUGACGAGGAUGCAGAUGAAGAGGGGGACGAUAGUAGGGUUGCGUCCGGGUUCAAUAGUCCGAUGCCCGGUCAGGCGUCGACUCUCCCGACCCAUUGA
Molecule: messenger RNA, 699 nt
Organism: Pseudozyma hubeiensis SY62
Lineage: Eukaryota; Fungi; Basidiomycota; Ustilaginomycetes; Ustilaginales; Ustilaginaceae
Product: nuclear transcription factor subunit
Exons: 1
Coding region: 1-699 (232 amino acids)
Biological process (GO): regulation of transcription by RNA polymerase II
Cellular component (GO): CCAAT-binding factor complex; nucleus
Molecular function (GO): protein heterodimerization activity; RNA polymerase II cis-regulatory region sequence-specific DNA binding; DNA-binding transcription activator activity, RNA polymerase II-specific
Source: RefSeq, a predicted model, not a curated record